AUGGAAUCAGCAAACCAAACAGAUAUAGUGGAAUUCCUCCUCCUGGGCCUCUCAGAUGAUCCAGAAGUUCAGUCCAUUCUCUAUGGAGUGUUCCUGUCUAUAUACUUUGUUACGGUGCUUGGUAACCUGCUCAUCAUCUUGGCCAUCAACUCUGACACACAUCUCCACAACCCCAUGUAUUCCUUUCUCUCCAAAUUGUCCUUGGCUGACAUCUGUAUAAGCUCAAGCACUAUCCCAAAGAUGGUGGUGAACAUCCAAACACAGAAUAAUAGCAUCAGUUACACAGGCUGUCUCACUCAGGCCUUCUUUGUCUUGCUUUUUGCUGGUUUGGAAAAUUGUCUCCUUUCAGCAAUGGCCUAUGAUCGCUAUGUGGCCAUUUGCCAUCCCCUCAGUUACACAGUCAUCAUGAACACUAGCCUCUGCGGUCUGAUUAUUUUACUCUCCUUGUUCAUUAGUAUUGUGAAUGCAUUACUGCUCAGUUUGAUGGUGCUUCCUCUGUCCUUCUGCAAAGACAUAGAAAUCCCCCACUUCUUCUGUGAACUUGCUCAGAUCAUCAAGUUAUCCUGUUCUAAUACUUUUAUCAAUAACAUCCUGAUAUAUGUGGCAGCUUUCUUAUUUGGUGGCAUUCCUCUCUCUGGAAUCAUUUUCUCUUAUACUCAAAUUGUCUCUUCUAUUUUGAGAAUACCAUCUGUGAAAGGAAGGUAUAAAGUCUUUUCCACCUGUGGUUCUCACUUGUCAGUUGUGUCCUUGUUUUAUGGGACAGGUUUGGGUGUGUACAUCAGCUCAGCAGUUACUGACUCACCCAAGAAGACUGCAGAGGCAUCAUUGAUGUAUUCUGUGGUAACUCAAAUGCUGAACCCUUUUAUAUAUAGCCUGAGGAACAAGGACAUGAAGGAAGCCUUGAGGAAACUCAUUAGUAAGAUAGCACCCCAUAUAUAA
Castor canadensis (American beaver) is the source of this 939-nucleotide messenger RNA. Its product is annotated as olfactory receptor 7G2-like. Gene Ontology annotation, biological process: G protein-coupled receptor signaling pathway. Gene Ontology annotation, molecular function: G protein-coupled receptor activity; olfactory receptor activity. The record is from RefSeq and is a predicted model, not a curated record. NCBI's taxonomy places the organism in Eukaryota, Metazoa, Chordata, Mammalia, Rodentia, Castoridae. Gene Ontology annotation, cellular component: membrane.